AUGGGUCCAUCCAUGUUCGGCUGUACGAAUCGCUGUUUCUGUGUUAAAGCCCUGGAAACUCAGCUAAGAGUAAACACUUCAAAUUUUAUUGGAUUCUUUGAUAUAAAAGUGAUGCUGGAGAUUAUUAGACUACGCAGAAUCCUGGAUUCCAGAGAUAGCAAAGUGCAUAUUGACCCUUUAAGAUUUAAAACACCGGCGAGAGAGGAAAGUGAUGUGAGGAGGGGUCUGCAGCAUGGUACUGUGGAGAAGGGUCAGGAGCAGGUGUGCCUUCUCAGAGCUUUUGAAGGAAAUUAUUGGCCUCACUUUUUUCUCCAAAACCAGAAAGAAUCUCUGCAAAGAAUUCUGAGCAAGGAUUCCUGUUCUACCUGGGGCGGAGGGCAUUUUUCCACCUUUGAUAAAUACCAGUAUGACUUCACUGGCACUUGCAACUAUAUCUUUGCAACUGUGUGUGAUGAAGCCAGCCCUGACUUCAAUAUACAGUUCCGCCGUGGGCUGGACAAAAAAAUUGCAAGGAUCAUUAUUGAGCUGGGACCUUCUGUUGUCAUUGUUGAGAAAGGCAGCAUUUCUGUCAGGAAUGUUGGUGUCAUUAAGUUGCCUUACACCAGCAAUGGAAUUCAAAUAGCACCUUAUGGACGCAACAUUCGUCUGGUGGCCAAACUGAUGGAGAUGGAGCUAAUUGUCAUGUGGAACAAUGAUGACUAUCUCAUGGUUUUGACUGAAAAAAAAUAUAUGGGGAAAACCUGUGGAAUGUGUGGAAAUUAUGAUGGUUAUGAAUUGAAUGAAUUUGUGAGUGAAGGUAAAUUGCUGGAUACAUAUAAAUUUGCUGCAUUACAAAAAAUGGAUGAUCCAUCGGAGAUCUGCCUGUCUGAGGAGAUAUCAAUUUCCCCCGUUCCUCACAAAAAAUAUGCCAUGAUCUGCUCUCAGCUACUUAACUUGGUAUCGCCAACAUGCAGUGUGCCAAAGGAUGGGUUUGUCGUUCGUUGCCAGCUUGAUAUGCAGGACUGCAGUGAACCAGGACAAAAGAAUUGCACUUGCCCUACACUGUCAGAGUAUUCAAGGCAGUGUGCUAUGUCCCAUCAAAUGGUAUUCAACUGGAGAACUGAAAACUUCUGCUCUGUGGGAAAAUGUUCUGCCAACCAAAUCUAUGAGGAAUGUGGCUCACCAUGUAUUAAAACCUGUUCCAACCCAGAGUACAGCUGUUCCAGUCACUGUACCUAUGGUUGCUUUUGUCCAGAAGGAACAGUUCUUGAUGACAUCUCAAAGAAUCGAACAUGUGUUCACAUUAAGCAGUGUCCAUGUACACUGAAUGGGAAAACAUAUGCUCCCGGUGAGACAAUGAUAGCAGCAUGUAGGACCUGUAAAUGUACAAUGGGUCAAUGGAACUGCAAAGACUUGCCCUGCCCUGGAAGGUGUUCACUGGAAGGAGGCUCCUUCGUUACCACAUUUGAUUCUAGAUCAUACAGGUUCCAUGGGGUUUGCACUUAUGUUCUUAUGAAGAGUCCCAGCCUGCCACACAAUGGAACUCUAAUGGCUGUAUAUGAAAAGUCCGGUUAUUCUCAUUCUGAGACAUCACUUACUGCUGUAAUUUACCUGUCUACAAAGGAUAAAAUUGUGAUUUCUCAGAAUGAACUCCUUACUGACGAUGAUGAACUUAAGCGGCUACCUUACAGAUCAGGAGACAUCACUAUUUUCAGACAGUCCUCAAUGUACAUUCAAAUGUAUACAACCUUCGGGCUCGAACUUGUAGUUCAGACAUCACCUGUGUUCCAGGCCUAUGUUAAAGUUGGACCACAAUUCAAAGACAGAACCCUAGGUUUGUGUGGCAAUUACAAUGGAGACACUACAGAUGAUUUCAUGACUAGCAUGGAUAUCACUGAAGGGACAGCCUCCUUGUUUGUAGAUUCCUGGAGGGCAGGAAAUUGCCAUCCUGCUUUAGAGAGAGAUACUGACCCUUGUGCUUUGAGUCAACUGAACAAAAUAUCUGCUGAGACUCAUUGCUCCAUUCUUACCAAGAAGGGUACAGUGUUCGAGAAAUGCCAUGCUGUGGUGAACCCUAUUCCUUUCUACAAGAGAUGUGUCUACCAAGCCUGUAAUUAUGAAGAGACCUUUCCUUACAUUUGUUCUGCUCUGGGAUCAUAUGCACGAACAUGCAGUUCAAUGGGUUUAAUCCUUGAGAACUGGAGAAACAGUAUGGACAACUGUACUAUUACUUGUACUGCCAAUCAAACAUUCAGCUACCACACUCAGGCAUGUGACAGGACAUGCUUGUCACUCUCAAACCGAGCCCUGGAGUGUCAUCCAACUGACAUCCCUAUUGAAGGCUGCCAGUGUCCUCAAGGACUGUACUUGAACCACAAGAAUGAGUGUGUUCGUAAAUCUUACUGUCCUUGCUAUUUAGAAGAUAGAAAGUACAUCUUGCCUGACCAGUCAGUAAUAACUGGUGGGAUUACCUGCUACUGCGUUAAUGGAAGGUUAAGUUGCACAGGCAGACCUCAAAAUCCUGCAGAAAGCUGCAAAGCUCCUAAGAAAUAUAUAUCGUGUUCUGACAGUUCAGAAAACAAGUAUGGAGCUGCAUGUGCCCCUACCUGUCAGAUGCUUGCUACUGGAAUUGAAUGUAUACCCACUAAAUGUGAAUCCGGCUGUGUCUGUGCUGAUGGGCUAUAUGAAAAUCUUGAUGGCAGGUGUGUUCCGGCUGAGGAGUGCCCAUGUGAAUAUGGUGGUCUUGCUUAUGGAAAAGGUGAACAGAUCCAAACUGAAUGCGACAUCUGCACUUGCAAAAAAGGCAAAUGGAAAUGUGUUCAGAAAUCAGUGUGUUCCUCAACAUGUAAUCUGUAUGGAGAAGGCCACAUCACCACUUUUGAUGGACAGCGUUUUGUGUUUGAUGGCAACUGUGAAUACAUAUUAGCUAUGGAUGGCUGCAGUGUUAAUAGACCCAUUUCCUCUUUCAAAAUUGUUACUGAGAAUGUCAUCUGUGGGAAAUCAGGGGUUACAUGCUCCAGAUCCAUCAGCAUUUACCUUGGGAAUUUGACAUUCGUACUGCGAGAUGAAACCUUCACUGUAUCUGGAGAAAAUCCUGGAGUACAAUAUAAUGUCAAAAAGAAUGCUCUUCAUCUGAUGUUUGAUGUCAUUAUCCCAGGAAAAUACAACAUGACUCUUAUCUGGAAUAAGCACAUGAACUUCUUCAUCAAAAUCUCCAGAGAAACACAGGAAACUAUAUGCGGUUUGUGUGGGAACUACAAUGGCAAUAUGAAGGAUGAUUUUGAAACUCGAAGCAAGUAUGUAGCAUCAAAUGAAUUGGAAUUUGUCAAUUCUUGGAAAGAGAAUCCUCUCUGUGGGGAUGUAUACUUUGUAGUGGACCCCUGUAGCAAGAACCCUUAUCGUAAAGCAUGGGCAGAAAAGACAUGCUCCAUCAUCAACAGCCAAGUCUUUUCUGCCUGUCACAAUAAGGUGAAUCGUAUGCCUUAUUAUGAGGCCUGUGUUCGAGAUUCCUGUGGUUGUGACAUUGGAGGGGACUGUGAAUGCAUGUGUGAUGCUAUUGCAGUAUAUGCCAUGGCAUGCUUAGAUAAAGGUAUCUGCAUUGACUGGAGGACCCCUGAGUUCUGUCCUGUUUAUUGUGAGUAUUACAACUCUCAUAAAAAAAAAAGAAAUGGCGAUGCUUAUUCCUAUGGCUACAACAAUGACAACUGCACCUGGCAUUACAGACCUUGUAAUUGUCCAAAUCAAAACUACAAAUAUGUCAACAUUGAAGGCUGUUACAACUGCUCUCAUGAUGAAUACUUUGACUAUGAGAAGAAAAGAUGUAUGCCAUGUGGACAUGCAAUCACUAGUACCACACCUGAAACAUCUCCACCUUCAACAGUAACAACAGCGCAGCCUAAAGUAUCAAGAAGCUCUAUUGCAGGUACCCUACCAGUAGUACCUAGUAUUUCUUCUUCUGCAGCUACUGUAUCAAUUGAGACUACAAAUCCCACAGUAACCUCAAAAAUCACGGUUCCAAUAACUUCACCAACAUCACCUCUUGGCACAAUAAUGUCAACAACUGAGAGUGAGGGAACCCAAGCAACCACUAUGCACUACCAUGUCCCAGUGGCUGUCACCCACAGAAGACCAACAAAGGCACAACUUGUGCAGCAUCACAUCACGCAGAAGACCACCCCUGCCACAUCCACCAGCAGCACCUCUGUCCCAAGAAUGACUGUCCGUGCCAGCAGCCCAGAAGUCCCACUGACAAAGAUGUCUCCAAGUCCCAGCUCUUUAACUGCCACCUCAGCCUCAUCUGCUUCUUCCGCCUCCUCUACUGUGCCCUCAACACGAUUGAGACCAUCAUAUCCCGCAAGGGAGCCAACAAGAGCUAGGACUCCAACUAGUAAAGUAGUAACAGCUGUCACACACACAGAGACAACCAUGCCACACAUCGUGCCACCUCUGACCACGCACAAGACCACUGCCACCACCUCCGCCAGCAGCACCUCCAGGACCUCUGUCUCCAGAGAAGCCCUCACCACAAGCAGCACAGAAGUCCCACACACAAGGAUGUCUCCAAGGUUGUCUCCGGUCCCCAGCAGCUCCCUCAGCACCCAGUUGCCACCUACUGCUACUUCCACAGUCUCCUCCACAUUGGCCCCACCCACCAGCCCCCAGCCAACACCUACAACUCUAUGGCUCAAGCUGUCUUCCCAGACAACAAGUGCUCUGAGAGAGUCACCUGCAACAGAGUCCUCUGCACCCUCCACAGCUAAAACCAGCCCAAUGUCUUCAUCUGCAUAUUCUCCCUUAUCAACUGUGUCUUCAACAUGGCAGGUCUCCUCUCAGCCUGCCUUCACUCACUCAGAGACAACCGUGCCACACAUUGUGCCACGUCUAACCAUUCACAAGACCACCGCCACCACCUCUGCCAGCAGCACCUCCAAGACCUCUGUCUCCAGAGAGGCCAUCACCACAAGCAGCACAGAAGUCCAACACACGAGGGCGUCUCCAAGUCCCAGCUCCGCACCUAUCCCCAGCAGCUCGCUCAGCACCUGGGUGCCACCUACUGCUACUUCCACAGUCUCCUCCACAUCAGCCACAACCACCAGUCCCAAGCCAACACCUACAACCCUAUGGCUCAAGCCAUCUUCCCCAAUGACAACUGCUCCAAGAGAGUCACCUGCAACAGAGUCCUCUGCACCCUCCACAGCUAAAACUAGCCCAAUAUUUUCACCUGUAUCUUCCCCCUCCUCAACUUUGUCCUCAACAUGGCGGAUUUCCUCUCAGCCAGCCUUCACUUACACAGAGACAACCGUGCCACACAUCGUGCCACGUCUAACCACGCACAAGACCACUGCCACCACCUCUGCCAGCAGCACCUCCAAGACCUCUGUCUCCAGAGAGGCCAUCACCACAAGCAGCACAGAAGUCCAACACACGAGGACGUCUCCAAGUCCCAGCUCUAUGCCUGUCCCCAGCAGCUCGCUCAGCACCUGGCUGCCACCUACUGCUACUUCCACAAUCUCCUCCACAUCAGCUGCAACCACCAGUCCCAAGCCAACACCUACAACUCUAUGGCCCAAGCUGUCUUCCCAGACAAGUGCUCUGAGAGAGUCACCUGCAAUAGAGUCCUCUGCACCUUCCACAGCCAAAACCAGACCAAUGUCUUCACCUGCAUCUUCUCCCUCCUCAACCAUGUCCUCAACAUGGCAGAUCUCCUCUCAACCUGCCCUCACCCACACAGAGACAACCAUGCCACACAUCGUGCCACGUCUAACCACGCACAAGACCACCACCACCACCUCUGCCAGCAGCACCUCCAAGACCUCUGUCUCCAGAGGGGCCAUCACCACAAGCAGCACAGAAGUCUCCCACACAAGUAUGUCUCCAAGUCCCAGCUCUGCACCUGUCCCCAGCAGCUCACUCAGCACCUGGCUGCCACCUACUGCUACUUCCACAGUCUCCUCCACAUCAGUCACAACCACCAGUCCCAAGCCAACACCUACAACCCUAUGGCUCAAGCCGCCUUCCCAGACAACAAGUGCUCUGAGAGAGUCACCUGCAACAGAGUCCUCUGCACCCUCCACAGCCAAAACCAGCCCAACUCCUUCACCUGCCUCUUCCCCUUCCUCAGCCACGUCCUCAACAUGGCGGAUCUCCUCUCAGCCUGCCCUCACCCACACAGAGACAACCAUGCCACACAUCGUGCCACAUCUGAAUACGCACAAGACCACCGCCACCACCUCUGCCAGCAGCACCUCCAAGACCUCUGUCUCCAGAGAGGCCAUCACCACAAGCAGCACAGAAGUCCCACACUCAAGGAUGCCUCCAAGUCCCAGCUCUAUGCCUGUCCCCAGCAGCUCACUCAGCACCUGGCUGCCACCUACUGCUACUUCCACAGUCUCCUCCACAUCAGUCACAACCACCAGUCCCAAGCCAACACCUACAACUCUAUGGCCCAAGCUGUCUUCCCAGACAAGAAGUGCUCUGAGAGAGUCACCUGCAACAGAGUCCUCUGCACCCUCCACAGCCAAAACCAGCCCAACUCCUUCACCUGCCUCUUCCCCUUCCUCAGCCACGUCCUCAACAUGGCGGAUCUCCUCUCAGCCUGCAGCCUUCACCCACACAGAGACAACCAUGCCACACAUCGUGCCACCUCUGACCAUGCACAAGACCACUGCCGCCACCACCUCCGCCAGCAGCACCUCCAAGAUCUCUGCCUCCAGAGAGGCCAUCACCACAAGCAGCACAAAGGUCCCCCCUACAAGGGCAUCUCCAAGUUCCAGCCCCGUGCCUGUCCCCAGCAGCCCUAUCAGUACCCAGCUGCCGUCUGCCACUCCUUCCACAGUCUCCUCCACAUCAGCCCCAACCACCAGCCCUAAGCCUACACCCCUCACUACUUCCACCUUUAGGUCUGCUAAGAGCAGUACGUAUUUUUCCUCCCCAAACACCACAUUCAUUCCACAUGGCAAAACAUCUUCAUUAAUAGUUCCUACUAGUGUCUUUCCCGCAUCCACUCCAGUUUUGAGCCCAACUGUUUUGUCUACAACAAUUUCUUUUGCACCCAGUGUUGUUACUACUGCUUCUACAGAGUCAGUAGAAAGGACUUCUCUGCGAACAACACCACUAACCACUACCCGCACUACAUCAGUUCCUUUCACCACUAGACUGUCAACAUCCUUGUCUUCUGCUGUACCAUUAACAGUGCCACAAGAGCACUGCAGAGAAAUCAAGUAUGAAGAAAAAGUAACUUACAAAGGCUGUUCUACAAAUGUCACUUUAAGCCGCUGUGAAGGAUCGUGUCCAUCCUCAACAAAGUUGAAUGUUGAGGAGAUGGUGGUCAACAUGGCAUGUGGCUGCUGUAGGCCACUUCAGCUUCUUAAGAAGGAACUUCAACUGCCAUGCCAAGACCCAGAUAACCCUGGAAAAAGGCUCAUGAGAGAAGUAAUUGUAUUUAGUGGCUGUGUUUGUGACUUCGACAGUUGCAUACACUAGCCAGAGCUCCAGAUGGCUUCAGACACCGUUUUUGGUUGGGUUUUUUUUUCUUUUUUUUUUUAAACACUAAUCACGAUUUACUACUUCCAUAGUGACUGCUCACUGCUGGAGUUCCCUUGUAUUGAUUAUACAGGACAGCCUUGCAGUGAAGCAUCCUGAGCAAGCACCUGGAGCAUCAAUGAAC
Molecule: messenger RNA, 7645 nt
Organism: Pezoporus flaviventris
Lineage: Eukaryota; Metazoa; Chordata; Aves; Psittaciformes; Psittacidae
Gene: MUC6
Product: mucin 6, oligomeric mucus/gel-forming
Cellular component (GO): extracellular matrix
Molecular function (GO): protein binding
Source: RefSeq, a predicted model, not a curated record